AUGGCAGACACCGGUAAUCAUGAUGAGUUGAUCUCUCAAUUUUGCGCAAUCACCAAUGCUUCCCCAUCAGAGGCUGAACAAUUUCUCUCCGCAAAUCAAUGGGACUAUGCAUCAGCUAUGACAGAAUUCUUCACGGCCCAAGAAGAAGGAAAUACAGGAGCCUCAGAAACAGUCGGUAGCAGCGAUCAAACUGAAACUCCCUCGCCGUAUACUGGACCCCGAACACUCGAUGGCAGACCCGCUCCCGAUAAUGGCAAGAAACCUGCAAAACCAGCUACCACAGCCGGGAGAGCUGGAGGACGUGGGGGCAUCGCAACUCUUGGCUCUCUAAAUCAAGGAUCUUCGAGCCAGGGGGAUCGUAUGAACGAUGCCGAUGACAGUGAUCCAGAUUAUGAGCCAGAUGAACAACCAAGAGACUUGUUCGCUGGCGGUGAAAAGUCAGGAUUAGCUGUCCAAGAUCCCUCGAGAAAACCUGAUGCGAGAAAGAUUGUUGGUGAUAUUCUUAAGCAAGCUAAAGCAAAUUCUUCAAGGGAGACUGGAGAGCCAUCGGCGCCAGCCGCAGCCGCACCAUCUCGAUUCCGUGGCAGUGGCCAAACUCUCGGCGGCGAUGAUGCUCCUUCUCAAGUAGUUCCCGACCCUCAUCCUCCUGCAGCUUCUUCCGAGCUUGUGACUAGAAUUCUACACCUUUGGGAGGAUGGUUUCAGUGUUGAAGAUGGGCCACUUCGUCGAUUCGAUGACCCGGCAAACGCGCAAGACCUCCAGGCAAUACAGAGUGGUCGUGCUCCUCUGCACUUGAUGAAUGUCAGGCAUCUCCAACCAGUUGAUGUUCAAUUGCACAAACAUGAUGGACCUUACAAAGCUCCCCCCAAGGUCUACAAGCCUUUUGGAGGCUCAGGCCAGAGACUUGGCAGCCCUACACCGGGCGGCUCCAGCACUCCACCGGCAUCCGCCCCAGCGCCUGCAACUACUACCGCCUUGACAGCAACCCCAGAAGUUCAAGUCGAUGAAUCACAACCAACACUCACCCUUAGACUUCAGUUGGCAAAUGGAACUCGUCUUCCAGCUCGAUUCAACACUACGCAAACUGUAGGCGAUGUAUAUGACUUCAUUGCAAGAGCAAAUGCCGAUAGCAAUGGGCGAGCUUGGGUACUUGCAACCACUUUCCCAAACAAAGAGCAUACCGAGAAGAGUCAAGUCUUGGGUGAAAUGCCUGAAUUUAAGAGAGGCGGUACAGCCGUGCAAAAAUGGGUUUAG
This is a messenger RNA of Botrytis byssoidea, 1254 nucleotides long. RefSeq lists its product as uncharacterized. The record is from RefSeq and is a predicted model, not a curated record. The transcript has 3 exons. Gene Ontology annotation, molecular function: ubiquitin binding. Gene Ontology annotation, biological process: nuclear membrane reassembly; autophagosome assembly; Golgi organization. The coding region runs from base 1 to 1254 and encodes 417 amino acids. Lineage: Eukaryota; Fungi; Ascomycota; Leotiomycetes; Helotiales; Sclerotiniaceae. Gene Ontology annotation, cellular component: cytosol; nucleus.